This is a messenger RNA of Lentinula edodes (shiitake mushroom), 1647 nucleotides long. Its product is annotated as FAD dependent oxidoreductase. The coding region runs from base 1 to 1647 and encodes 548 amino acids. The transcript has 5 exons. Gene Ontology annotation, molecular function: NADP binding; N,N-dimethylaniline monooxygenase activity; flavin adenine dinucleotide binding. Lineage: Eukaryota; Fungi; Basidiomycota; Agaricomycetes; Agaricales; Omphalotaceae. The record is from RefSeq and is a predicted model, not a curated record.
AUGUCGCGUCCCAAUGGCUCAGAUGAACUAGACGUCCUUGUAGUCGGUGCAGGCUUCAGCGGAAUCCACCAGCUCUAUCAUUUCAGGAAACUGGGAUAUUCUGUCAAGGUUUUCGAAGCUGCUUCAGACCUUGGCGGAGUAUGGUCCCAUGGAUAUCCAGGCUGUCGUGUAGAUUCCGACCAUCCACUUUAUCAACUUUCACUUCCGGAGCUAUGGGAGGACUUCAUAUGGAAAGAGCGUUAUCCUGGCUGGCGCGAGUUGAACGAAUAUUUCCAAUACAUCGAUCGGAAACUGGACGUGAAGAGGGAUGUUUCGUUCAACACCAGAGUUGUCGCUGCACGAUUUGAUCAAGAGAUAAACCGAUGGAUAGUCACAACAGAAAAUGGACUCGUUGUCCGUCCUCGGUUCUUGGUGUUAUGUGUCGGAUUUGCAUCGAAAUCGUAUACACCGGAGUUCGGAGGACUAGAACGGUUCGAAGGUAUCUGUCAUCAUACUGCACAUUGGCCCCAAGAAGGCGUAGAGUUGAGGAACAAGCGGGUUGGAGUAGUCGGGACAGGUGCAUCCGGCGUUCAAGUAAUCCAAGAAGUCGGACCCGAAGUCUCUCACCUCACUGUAUUUCAACGCACGCCCAACAUGGCGUUGCCUAUGCGCCAAAAGAAUUUGGACGAAAAGUCGCAGGAGCAGCAGAAAGCUCUUUAUCCCUCGAUGUUUCGUCGGAGUAAACAAACUGGUGGUGGAUUUCCGUAUGAACGAUACCCAAAAACUUUAUUCUCCGCCACACUGGAAGAACGCCUAUUACACUGGGAAAAUCUAUGGUCUCAGGGCGGCUUCCAUUUCACUGUGUCCAAUUUCAACGACAUUCUGAUGAAUGAGGAUGCUAAUCGCGAGGUGUAUAAUUUCUGGAGAGACAAGGUUAGAGAACGGAUACACGAUACGAGGAUUCAAGAGCUUCUAGCACCCACUAUCCCUCCGCAUCCUCUAGGGGCCAAACGCUGUUCAUUGGAGCAGUCAUAUUACGAAGUCUUCAAUCAACCGAAUGUCACCUUGGUCGAUCUGAAUGAAAGUGACAUAUCUGAAGUGACGAGUAAAGGAAUCUUGACCAAGGACGGAGUUGAGCACGAAUUUGAUGUCUUAGUACUAGCAACCGGGUUCGACAGCCUUACUGGCAGUCUUACGCAGAUAGAUAUUCGUGGUGUAGACGGGGUCUCGAUCGCAGAGAAGUGGGCCAACGGGGUAUACACGAAUCUUGGGAUGACUUGUGCUAAUUUCCCGAACAUGUUCUUUAUCUAUGGGGCACAGGCACCGACCGCAUUCUCGAAUGGACCUACCUGUAUCGAAAUCCAAGGACAGUGGAUCGUUCGAUGCAUCAGACAUAUGAAAGAGAACGACUUGACGGCUAUAUACCCAACACCUGAAGCUGAAGCUCAAUGGCGUGCGCUGAUUAUGAAUACGGGAUAUCGUGCAUUAGUCAACAACGCAAAAUCGUGGUAUGUUGGGGCGAACAUACCAGGAAAAACCGUAGAGCCAUUGAAUUACACGGGAGGGGUGAACCAAUACCUUGAGAUCAUUGAAGGGAUCGCGGAAAGAGGGUAUGAAGGCUUUGGAUUUAUGUCUGAAGGAGGGUCUUUACAAAAUCUAGAUAAGUAA